Molecule: messenger RNA, 276 nt
Organism: Paramecium tetraurelia
Lineage: Eukaryota; Ciliophora; Oligohymenophorea; Peniculida; Parameciidae
Exons: 2
Source: RefSeq, a predicted model, not a curated record
AUGUUGAGAACAAUAGAAUCGAAAGAACAGAACUUAUUUUAUGUGAGCAUGAAGUUAAACAUAAUUUAUGUUAUUGUUAAUCUUCUUUAAUCAAUAUCAACUUAACUCUAGUUUUAUAAUUUUAAUUCUUUGAUAAAAGUUACUUCAUUACUUCAAUGUAAUUUUGAGAAAUGCAACUCAGUUCAAGAUACAUUGGAUUAAUUGUCAGCUCCAGAUGCAAGGAAAGGAAUAGUUUGCGACAAUAUGACAACCAUUUAAGUUAAUUUGAGAAAGUGA